UGCAUGACGUGUGGGACAUGUGUGUAUGGUCACUGACGGCGCGGUGAGCGAAAUUCUGGUGUACCCAACAAUGUUCCUGUCUGCAUCUUGCGUUUUUGCAUUGACACUAAGCUGGUUAAUAGUAACCAACACAAAUGCCUGUCCCUGCAACCAGAAAUACAAGGACAUCUCCCCAUCUGCUAAUGUCUUUGAGUCUGCAGUACUUCCAAACGAGACUUGUUGCCUUCCUGCGGUCGGUAACGGUUACCUAGCAACAGUAGUCUACAGUGAUACUAUUUAUGUGAAUGGAGUUUACAAUGGACGUGGUGGAGCAAGUCAUCGAGCCAGAAUUCCAUCAACGGCAGCCAUUCAAGUCUCUCUGCCUUCAAAUGUCAGCGUCUCAAAAGAGUCUUACUCGCUGGAUCUUGAAAAUGGAACAUUCCAUCGUAAAGUCACUACCAAGGAGGCCUUGAUAGAGCAGAGACUCUAUGCCCAUCAGGAACUCUCCUACAUUCUUGUCAAUCAGAUCAUUAUCUCUAGGAGAGGACCAACCACUGAUCCUAUCAUCCUCAAGUUAGUCAAUAAUACUGGGAUAAACAGCAAAGACAUCAACUUCAAGAACACAGCUCCAGAUGAAGGAACAAGAAUGAUGUACGGCAACACUGUAGAGUCAGAGACCAGUACAAGUUCCACCAUCUCAGUUGCCGUCAACUGGACGAUCAUUCCUGACAGCAUCACCUUGCCCUCGAAUCAAGACUCUAAAACAUGGACCUUCAUUACCGCCAUUGGUCCCAAUAGAAUGAUUGCAGUAGCCUCUCAUAUGCAUGCUACGCAGAUGGCUUUAGAAGGAAUACUGUACAGUAAUCAUUGUAGAGCAUGGCAGGAUAAAUGGCUACACGGACAAAUUGAGGUCGAUGACAUAACACUUUCUAAAGCAAUCCAUGGCAGCAUGUACUAUAUUCUCAGUUCUCUACCAUCCCUCAACUACGAUGUUCAGACCACCCCUUAUCAUUUCUACGGACUAAGCCCUGGUGGUUUAGCUCAUGGUCGCAUUGCGACAGAUUAUCAGGGACACGUCUUCUGGGAUCAAGAGACGUGGAUGUAUCCCACAAUGCUUCUGUUUCAUCCCAAGCUGGGUAGAGCCAUGCUGGAAUCCAGGACGUAUCACCUGGAUGCUGCCAAGGAGCUAGCCAAGUCGAGAGGUUACCAAGGAGCAGAGUAUCCAUGGGAGAUGGCUUAUACAGGUGCAGAAGUCUGCCCAGCAGAGAUUUACAGUCUGCAGGAGAUCCACAUAAAUGGAGACAUAUCCUUCGCUGUCCAGCAGUAUCUUCAUGUCUUAAGAGAUGUAGACUUCUUAAAGAACCGACGUGGUUACGAGAUGAUAUCAGAACUGGCUAAGUACUGGGAAAGUCGGGUUGAGUUUAACAACGCUUCAGGAUACUAUGAAAUCAAAGGAGUGAAGCCGCCAGACGAGUACCAUUCCAAUGUCAACAACUCCGUCUACACUAAUUCAGUAGCUCAGGUCAGCCUGCUCUUACCAGCCUAUGCAGGCAAGUUCAUCAAUGUUACCGCACCACCAGCGUGGACAGAGAUUGCUGAUAAACUACUGAUUCUGUAUAAUACGACACACGAGUACCAUCCGGAGUACGAGGGAUAUGAAAUAGGCACAACUGUCAAGCAAGCUGACUCGAUUCUACUGGGCUUUCCACUCAAUGUCAAGAUGGACAAUGUUUCACGCUAUAACGACUUGCAGACCUAUCAGCCUGUCACAGACCCAAAUGGUCCCGCUAUGUCAUGGUCCAUGUUCUCUAUAGGAUAUGGUGAAGUACAGCAACCUGACAAACAACGUGAGAUGUUUCUACGCAAUUUCAAGAACAUUCAACAGCCAUUCAGAGUGUGGACUGAGACGGCAUCUGGGCAUGGGGCCGUUAACUUCAUCACUGGCAUGGGAGGCUUCCUGCAGUCAGUUCUCUUCGGCUAUGGAGGGUUUCGUAUCUUACCCGAUCAUCUCUUAUUCAAUUUUGACCUUCCUAAAGGGACAACCAAGUUUGAGGUGAGAGGACUUGACUACCUUGGUUCUGAGAUUGACUUUAUUGCCACAGAGAAGACAGUAUUAGUAACACUAACGGACCAGCAGCAAGGUGCAGCAAAGCUACAAAUGGAAACUGCACAAGGCACCGUCUAUGAUCUUGUCAAAGGGAAACCAGUGUUGAUAAACCGUAUCAGCUGGGCACUCAUCAAGGAAGUAUGAUUGGAGAGUCAGCACGGUGUCAACGUUGGAUAUUGGAGUUGGACUAACUGAAAUGGUUUGAGUCAAACUUGCCUUUCAUUUCAAGACUUUCCAAAUUGUUUAAAACAAUGAUAAUUAUUGUGUCAAAAUACACUUGGUGUGUAAUGAUUUGUACAAUUAUAUAAUAUUGGAUGGCUUUGAGGGGAAUACAAGAAUGUAUUGCACGAGCUAUAACAAUAUUGCAUGAGUCAGAAUAGCGAGUGCAAUAUAUUCUUGUAUCCCUCC
Messenger RNA from Patiria miniata (bat star), 2494 nucleotides. It is a transcript of the gene pgghg, whose product is annotated as protein-glucosylgalactosylhydroxylysine glucosidase-like. The coding region runs from base 26 to 2230 and encodes 734 amino acids. Gene Ontology annotation, molecular function: catalytic activity. Lineage: Eukaryota; Metazoa; Echinodermata; Asteroidea; Valvatida; Asterinidae. The record is from RefSeq and is a predicted model, not a curated record. The transcript has 11 exons. Gene Ontology annotation, biological process: carbohydrate metabolic process.